AUGGCCAACCAUGAGAUCCUUUUGCCCGAAAAUGUAGAGCAAACCAUGAAUGGUGUACUGCUCCUUAUAAGCGUGCCAUCCAUGUCUCAUGAUUCUCUCCAAAAUCGUGAUCGUUUACAACAGUUUUUCUCCGACAUCAAAAGAAUUCUUGACCUUUCGUUCCGUAUGGUUGGCAAUAUUUUACUGGGUACUGAUCCUCCUCAUCGGGACCCGGAGAGACAGGAUUUGGAGGGCUACAGCUACAACAGUUCUGAUGAUCUACUGGGCAAACUCCAGCAAAUUUCGUCCGAGCUGUCUGCAUGCAAGGCUCCUGGUGGGGGAAAUGAACUCAAAACAACAAUUUCCAUACUAAACAAGCUCUCAAGCUGUUCAUGGGUUGAGAAGGCAGUGCUGGUAAUUGCGGCUUUUGCUUUGGACUAUCGAGAUUUCUGGGGCCUUGCGCAGUUAGAUGACUCUCUGGACCAUCUGGCCAAGUCAGUGGGAAUCGCAAACCGUGUACCUGCCAUGCCAAAACGCCCAGACCUUAAAAAAUGCCAGAAAGUGAUUGAGGUGCGCAAGUUGAUCGAGAGCACGUUGGAAGUAAUAACAAACAUUGUAGUGUUGGAAGAGAUAUCUGAGUUGGCGGAAAAGUACUACAGAAAUACACUUGCAACGGCAACUUUGGCAAAAUGCAUCCCAGUGCAUGUCUUUUGGGCUAUCAUAACUGUUGUUGCUUGCGCGACUCAAAUGCAUUGCCUUAGCAGUGAUGAGUAA
Juglans regia (Persian walnut) is the source of this 753-nucleotide messenger RNA. RefSeq names its product protein SIEVE ELEMENT OCCLUSION B-like. NCBI's taxonomy places the organism in Eukaryota, Viridiplantae, Streptophyta, Magnoliopsida, Fagales, Juglandaceae. The coding region runs from base 1 to 753 and encodes 250 amino acids. The transcript is spliced from 3 exons. Gene Ontology annotation, biological process: phloem development. The record is from RefSeq and is a predicted model, not a curated record.